This is a messenger RNA of Annulohypoxylon truncatum, 1455 nucleotides long. RefSeq lists its product as uncharacterized. NCBI's taxonomy places the organism in Eukaryota, Fungi, Ascomycota, Sordariomycetes, Xylariales, Hypoxylaceae. The record is from RefSeq and is a predicted model, not a curated record. Bases 1 to 1455 code for a protein of 484 amino acids. The transcript has a single exon.
AUGGAUCGUGUCGUUCCUAUCAUUGACAAUCUGGGCGUCACUCCUAAAAGUGAAGCCAAAUUCCAUCUGUUUGGUCUUCUGCCUCGGGAAAUUCGACGAGAAAUUUACAUCUUGGCUACACCGCCCCGGGUGGUGUGCGUGGAGGAAGUCGGACGUGAAUCAGCCGCCUGGUAUGACAAACUCGAGGAAUUCACAGAGACAUGUCGAACUACACCAAUUCAAUUCAAGCUGCACCCUGAUCUUCUUUAUUUCGCCCAUAAUUGGGCUCCGGCCAUUGCUUCGAGGUUACGCUCACAUAAUCAGCCACUUUUAGAAGCCUAUGGCUUCACUUCCACCAAAGACCGCUAUCUGCCCUGGGUUCCUACCGAGGACACACCGGAAAUCCCCUCAACCUGGCUUGCAGAUCACCCUAAAGUGGCAUGGAUUAUGGCGCGAAGUGCCUCUCUCUAUAGUUCCGCGCCAAUUCCGCCCUUCUUACAUGUCUGGUCCGAAUCUCGCGAAAUGCUUAAGAGCUACGGCUACCAAUUAGUGUUCGGUACCCGCACGGACGAACCACGGACAUGGUUCCAUUUCGAACGAGAUACACUUCUCAUCAGCUACGUCUCACCAGAAAUAGAAAAUGUACUUGUAGGCGAGGGAUGGGAUGUUAGCUUAUUCCGUCCUAUGGACUUACAGCGUGUCAAGAGGCUGGCCCUUAGAAGCGGAUUCUCAGCUAUGCAAGAUUCUUAUGGCGGUACUUCGGACCUGUUGACGAUAUUGAGGCUACUCCCUAACUUGAACGAUUUAUUUUUUGUCCAGCGUUCUGAUGGUACAGCCUGCGGCUGUAGGGCUAGUACGGUUGUUAACACUAGGGACUACCACGUAUGUGUAUCCGUAGACGAGGCCGAUUUUAUCCCCCAACUUUCAGAAUUUUAUGACUACGUCGAUUCUCCAUACUCUGACUUAAAGGCAUUCAAAAGUCGUAACCGGGAAGGGUCUGCUCUCAGUCACUGCCGCUAUUUUGACUACGCAGCCAUUCACACCCGACGCCGCAUCUGCAGCGAACGUUCGAAACUUAUGUCUAGCACCCAUAAUAACACGACGCAACGGUGGAAUGUGCCGCGUAUGCAACUUACGCACGUAUGCUCGUUAGAGGGAGCUGAAGCCAUCUUUUCGAAGCGCCGCCAGUUCUGGAAUCAAUUCGUCGCUACGAAGAAUAGGCUCGCUCGUGGUCGGAUAUCAAGGCUGAAUACUCUCAAAGGUGAAUCUCAGAAUAUACCCGGAUAUAUGGAUGUUGGCGAGGCGUUCCUCAGAGCUCACGAGCCAGAUGAGGAUGAACAAAGGCAGUUCUACAUCGCUCAUUAUAAUCUACCUUGCUACUGUAUGCAGAGAAAAUUUACCCUCCCUGUUUCUAGAGAAGGAUUAUGGUGGCUAACCGAAGCUGUGGUGCUCCCACCUCGGUUUGAUAUUUUGUGA